AUGUCAAACCCAGAAUAUUUGACUCUUGAUUGUGCGGAAGAGGCCAUCUUUCGGUCGGCUGAUAUGACGUAUGUUGAGCUAUAUAUUCCAUCCGAAAUAUCUCGAGAAGUCGUAUGUAUCCUUGGCAAUAUGGGUGCUAUAAUGUUUAAAGACAUGAACGCUGGCGUAAGUGCGUUUCAAAGGGGACAUGUGAAUCAAAUAAGAAAAUACGAUGAUAUUGAUAGAUUGGUCCAGUAUCUUAUAACAGUGUCUGAACGUCAUAAAGAUGCUACAUGGAAAUAUACUUAUCAUCCGGUAGACGUGGAUGAUCCAAUGGGAACAUUUGGAUCUUCCACCAAGAUGAUUUUGGAAAGCCUAAACCAUCAUACUAUAGAUACAAUAAACGACGUUUCCGAUGAUAUUGUUCAAUUUGAAGCAAGAGUAAGGCAACUUGACGAAUCCUUGAUACAUUUAAAACGAAGACUCAAUGUAUUGAUAGAAGAGAGACAUGUAGUCUUUGAAACUGGAAGAUUUUUAGAAGUAAAUCCUAAUAUAGGUGGAAGAAUACGCUCUUCUAUGGAUGUUGAGGAAUUCAACCUUUCAGCGGAUCAAGAAACUCAGUCCGACCAAUUAAGUGAUUUCUCAUUUGAUUUGGACACAGACGAACCAACGAGAAACAGUAUGGAAUUGGCCUACCAUAACAAAUUUAUGUUGACGGGCUCAAUUAGCAGGGCCAAGGUGGCUAUUUUGAAUAAAAUUUUAUGGAGAAUUUUAAGAGGUAAUUUGUUCUUUCAUAAUAUUCCUAUUGAACAGAAGCUUUUAGAGGGAGAUGAACUUAUCGAGAAAGAUUGUUUUAUUGUCUUCACCCAUGGUGAUGUUUUAUUGAAGAGAGUUCGGAAGGUAGUAGAAUCUCUAAAUGGAACCUUAUUUCCCAUCUCAACCAGUCAUUCCACUAUUCAAGCAUUGAAUGAUAAAAUCACUGAUCUUGAACAGAUCUGCACUACCACCGAACAAACUUUGCACACAGAACUUUUGAUUGUAAAUGAUCAAUUACCCAUUUGGAAUGUAUUAGUCAAGAGAGAGAAGUAUAUUUAUGCUACAUUAAAUUUGUUCAGGCAAGAAUCUCAAGCGGUAGUGGCUGAAGGUUGGGUUCCUUCUUCUCGGCUGGAUGCCGUAAGAAACUCGUUAAGGGAUUUUGGUGAAGUAUCUGCGUCUGCCAGUACAGCAGUAUUGAACGUUAUUUCUACCAAUAAAAGUCCUCCAACGUAUCACAAAACCAAUAAAUUCACAGAGGCAUUUCAAAAUAUUGUGGAUGCGUACGGUACCGCUACAUAUAAGGAAGUCAAUCCAGGUUUGGCGACCAUUGUUACGUUUCCUUUUAUGUUCGCCAUAAUGUUUGGUGACUUGGGUCAUGGAUUCAUUUUAACACUUUGUGGAUUGGUGUUGGUUUUGAGAGAAAAGAAAUUCGGUCAGAUGAAAAGAGAUGAGAUUUUCGAUAUGGCUUUUUCAGGUAGAUAUGUGUUGUUAUUGAUGGGUUUAUUCUCCAUUUAUACCGGUCUUUUAUACAAUGACAUUUUUUCACUUUCCAUGACUUUGUUCAAGUCAGGUUGGAAAUGGCCCAGUGGAUUCAAAGAAGGCGACACAAUUGAAGCAACGCAGGUCGGGGUUUAUCCUUUCGGUUUAGAUUACGCUUGGCAUGGAACUGAAAAUGCUCUUUUAUUUUCUAACUCGUAUAAAAUGAAGUUAUCCAUUUUAAUGGGUUUCAUUCACAUGACUUAUUCAUUCAUGUUUUCUUUGGUCAACUACAGAUUUAAGAAAUCCAGAGUAGAUAUCGUUGGCAAUUUUAUUCCUGGUUUAAUUUUCAUGCAGUCCAUUUUCGGUUACCUUUCAUGGGCUAUUAUAUACAAGUGGUCGAAAGACUGGAUAAAAGAUAAUAAGCCCGCUCCGGGACUUUUGAAUAUGUUAAUCAAUAUGUUCCUUUCCCCUGGUGUUAUCGAAGAGCCUUUAUUCCGUGGACAAAGUGUUCUACAGAUUAUCCUCUUACUUGCUGCCUUAGUUUGUGUACCGUGGCUACUAUUGUACAAACCGCUAGUACUAAAGAAGCUGAACCAGGAGGCCAUUAAUAAGGGAUACUCUGAUAUGCAUGAACAAGAAAUUCAUGAGCGUUUGCAAGAAGCGCAAGAAAAUUCUGAGGAUACCAUGGUGGUCGCAGAUUAUAGCAAAGAACACGAACAUGCUUCUUUCAAUUUUGGCGACAUUAUGAUUCAUCAAGUGAUCCAUACGAUUGAAUUUUGUUUGAACUGCAUAUCACACACUGCCUCUUACUUAAGAUUAUGGGCUUUAUCUUUGGCUCAUGCCCAGUUAUCAACGGUCUUAUGGACUAUGACGAUUGCGAAUGCUUUUAGCCCGCAGAAUUCGGGUUCUCCUUUAGCCGUUGCCAAAGUUGUAUUAUUGUUUGGUAUGUGGUUUGUUUUAACCGUUUGCAUCUUGGUCCUUAUGGAAGGUACUUCUGCAAUGUUGCAUGCCUUGCGUUUGCACUGGGUCGAAGCGAUGUCUAAGUUCUUUGAAGGUGAAGGUUACGCAUACGAACCAUUCUCAUUUGAUAAAGUGGAACAACAAGUGGGUAACAACGAAUAA
Molecule: messenger RNA, 2616 nt
Organism: Kluyveromyces lactis
Lineage: Eukaryota; Fungi; Ascomycota; Saccharomycetes; Saccharomycetales; Saccharomycetaceae
Gene: STV1
Product: H(+)-transporting V0 sector ATPase subunit a
Exons: 1
Coding region: 1-2616 (871 amino acids)
Biological process (GO): vacuolar acidification; proton transmembrane transport
Cellular component (GO): vacuolar proton-transporting V-type ATPase, V0 domain; fungal-type vacuole membrane; vacuolar proton-transporting V-type ATPase complex
Molecular function (GO): ATPase binding; proton-transporting ATPase activity, rotational mechanism
Source: RefSeq, a predicted model, not a curated record